GUCAAAAUCGUGAUAAAUAUGGAACGAUUCGCAAGUGAAGAUGACUUCAUUUUUCAUUAAACUAUACACGCGAAUAUAAAAGUUGACGCAGCGGGAUUCGAUUUGCUGUGAUUGUGGUUGUUCUGCGCGAAAAAUGAACGUUAAGUUAGUGUCCUAAUUAGUUCGGUUAAUUACGACUUUGUCUCGCGUUGGCGAUAAAAUCCGAGGGCAAAGUUUCCUUGCUCGACUUGGACUGUGCUACUACAGCAGUCCCCGAUUGAUUUUUAACCGUUCUUAGACGACUAAUUCAGGGUAAAGUGUAGCAAAAGAACCCGUCAAACUGGAGCGCCUACCAGAAUACUUACGUGACACUGUGGAUUGGUUUAUGGGGUAUCACAUAUUCCUGAUGUAAUGUGGUUAAACAAAAGUAUUGGAAAACUGAGAUCGGAUUCUCCAAGAUCGUUACUUCCCCUGGAUGCAGAACAGACAAUCAGUUGCUUCUGCAGAAAAGCCAGACGGAAGGAGAGGGAAGGAAACGAUAAUUCAAGCAGUGGUGACAAUAAAUUGUACUUAGAAGCUCCUGUACUUGAAAGAAAACUGCCUGAAUUGGAUAUGAAGGUUUUAGUUGAUUUACCAGCUGGUUUAGACUACAAUGAAUGGCUUGCAUCGCAUACUAUGGCCCUAUUUGAUCAUGUGAAUUUAGUCUAUGGCAGUGUUAGUGAAUUUUGUACUAUGACAGGGUGUCCUGAUAUGACUGGACCCAGUCAAAGAACUUAUCUAUGGUUUGAUGAGAAAGGCAAAAAAACUAAAGUAGCCGCCCCACAGUACAUAGAUUACGUAAUGACCUUCAUACAAAAGACUAUAAGUGAUGAGAAUAUAUUUCCUACUAAAUAUGCUAAUGAAUUUCCCUCUUCCUUCGAGUCAAUAGUUAGAAAGAUAGUGAGACUGUUAUUCCACGUGGUUGCGCAUUUAUAUGCGGCCCAUUUUCGAGAGGUUGUUCUCUUGGGUUUGCACGCGCAUCUAAACCUAACCUUUACGCACCUAACAUCUCUUCACCAUCGAUUCUCGUUAAUCGAACCGAAAGAGACGGAAGUGUUACGCGAUCUCGAGAUUGCACUUCGACUUACGGACGAUGGCAGUAAUCAAGAAAGUACUUCCGGUACGGAUGGCGUAGAUUCCGGUGGUAUUGAUAACGCGGAAUCCGAUAACAGUAAAAGUCAAUCGGAGGAAGCAACUGAUUUUUUUUCUGUGUUUAAUAUAUUCUUUAAUAACAGAAGAGUGACAAAACUGAAAGAACUGAAGGGAGAUAAUUUUUUAGGUGGCGAGCAAAAGUCGUAGUUAAAUACAACAGCGUGUGGCUACUAGAGAGAGUAAAUUAUCCUAAAAACCGCAAAACGAAAAAAAAACUUAAAAAUCUAAACUAAAUGCAGCUUGCACUUUUUCUCUUUAUUAUUUUCUUUGUGUUUUUUUGUUAUCGUAAGAAAAUAACGUUGUUUAAAGUUUAAAGCAGGCUGACCUCAGAGUUAUAAAAAGAAAAAAUUAAAAAAAAAAAAUACUAGAAAAUUUAUCCACUCGUAGCUGUUAGUGCAAUGUGAUUUUAAAAACUGAGACACUAUAGUGACUUCCGUUUUGAAAUAAUUAUUGUUUUUCUCUCCGAUUGUGUCCGUAUUUAGUGAUAUAAUUUAUUAAUUAAUUAGUUAACAUUGACGAGAAAACACGUUUUUUAAACACAUUAUUAAUUAAUUCAAGAGUUACAAAAAAAUAGUAAUCAAGCCAAUUAAAAAAUUAACUAGGUCAAACUGUGAAAACAAAAUGUACUUUAUGCUGUUAAAAAAAAUAUUUACAAAGUCGUAUUUUAGUACUUAAAAGCAUUGCAAAUUUUGCAUUUUCAUUUAAAAAUUUCCUUUCUCCCAUCAAUAAAAGAAAAUCUACCCAACACCUAAAGAUUUCCUUCGCCUUCAAUUUGUUGUGUACAAAAAAAAUUUGAUCGGAAAUGAUGUGUAAUAAGUACGUUUACGACAGCGCUUUCACUUAUGAGAGUGCCAUUCGAACAAUUCCUUGUACAGUGUUGAAAAGAGAAGAGACAAAAAGAUUCAGAGUUGCUAAGGGUGUAUAUAUUAUGAUGUAAAAUAAGAUUUAAAAAAUGAAUUUUUAGUUUUUAUUUAUUAGAAAAUUACAGUAAAAAAACCACUAGUUUAUAGUAUUGUUGAAGAAUAAAAUCACCUAAUGUUACACUAA
Messenger RNA from Onthophagus taurus, 2217 nucleotides. RefSeq names its product MOB kinase activator 2 (gene Mob2). NCBI's taxonomy places the organism in Eukaryota, Metazoa, Arthropoda, Insecta, Coleoptera, Scarabaeidae. The record is from RefSeq and is a predicted model, not a curated record.